CCCUCCCUCCCUCCGCCAGCAGCGAGCAACCCCCGGCGAGCAGGCAGGUGGCCGGCGCCUCCCCGGCCGCCGCGCCCUCCGUCGGCGCAGGGCGAAAGCGCUCGCGGCACGUCUCGCCGUCUCGCCUUCCCGUGGGCCCGCAGCAGCACCGAACAGCUGUUCCGUCUCAAUGGAUCCGGACGGCAAUUCGAGAAGUUUUUAAACUUAAAUGACUCCUUCGAGCACUUCCACUCCGAGAAGGACCAUAUUGCAGUGAUCGUGUUACAUUGCAUGCAGUUGAAGCGGUCAUGGACGACACGGAGUUCCUGCCCAGCUGCUGGGGCCUUCGACUACGUGGACAGGAACUGAUCGACCACUUCAUCAAGGAGACGGCACGUUUGAGCGAGGAGACCAGAAGCCGCGUAGCUGUACAAAAGGACAUCAGGUUCGGUGAGCAUCCUCGCGAGUGCCUGGACCUGUACCAUGGCGAUCGGCCGCCGGGCGAGUGCCGCUCGACGCUGCUUUUCUGGCACGGCGGCUACUGGGUCGAAGGGGACCGGCAGUCGCACGCCUUCGUCGCCGACGCCUUCGUCGAGGCCGGGGUAGCUGUUGCCGUGGCCGGCUACCCGCUAGCACCCGGCGCCACGCUCGACCAGAUCGUCGAGUCGGCCACGCAAUGCGCUCGCCACGUGCUCGCACUCAGGCCUGGACCGCUCGUGCUGGCCGGACACUCGGCGGGCGCCCACCUGGCCGCCAUGGUCGCCACGCGGCUACACGGAGAGUCGCGCCUACGAAGCCUGCUUCUUCUGUCACCCGUGUUGGACGUGGUGGCGCUCCUGGGGAGCUCCGUGGCACGAGACGCCGCCAUCAACGCCGAUCAGGCGAUGCGCAACAGCCCGCUGCAGCUGGUGGACGAGCUUCCCACCCACUUGCACAUCGUGGUGACGUACAGCGAGCACGACCCUCCGUGGUUCGGGCGUACUGCUCGGGCCUACCGCGAGGCCCUGGGGCGUCGGCGCAUCUCGUGCGAGCUGCUGGAGUACGUGGACGAAGACCACUUCAGCUUCCUGCUGGGCGCGCUGCGAGACGGCGCGCACCGAGUCACCGCGAGGCUCGUCCGGUCUUCUUUGCCGGCGACCGCGCCCUCUCCGCAGUGAGGCACCGAGGUCGGCCAUCGGGGGCAAGGACGAACCGGUCCACGCCGCCAUCCUCGUCACGAACACUGAGCGCCGAAGAAGAAGCCCUCGCAGGACCCGAUCGAGUUUAUCCGCCUCUGUUUAUUAUUGGGGAGGCCUGCGCGUACCAUAUACUUCCCGGCUGCGUCUCUCUCUCUCGUCUCUAAAUCCGUGCAGUGCGCCGGAAGCUAUAGCAGAGCCCGUGCGUGUUUACCUGUACAUUGUCAUUUCCACUGCGAUAGUUUCUAUAUGAAAUAGAUGUCGUUAUCAGGUGGCGUAG
Messenger RNA from Rhipicephalus sanguineus (brown dog tick), 1434 nucleotides. RefSeq names its product kynurenine formamidase. Bases 288 to 1136 code for a protein of 282 amino acids. The record is from RefSeq and is a predicted model, not a curated record. The transcript has 7 exons. Lineage: Eukaryota; Metazoa; Arthropoda; Arachnida; Ixodida; Ixodidae. Gene Ontology annotation, molecular function: hydrolase activity.